Messenger RNA from Marmota monax (woodchuck), 2694 nucleotides. It is a transcript of the gene Cdhr5, whose product is annotated as cadherin related family member 5. NCBI's taxonomy places the organism in Eukaryota, Metazoa, Chordata, Mammalia, Rodentia, Sciuridae. Bases 60 to 2597 code for a protein of 845 amino acids. Gene Ontology annotation, biological process: homophilic cell-cell adhesion; cell-cell junction assembly; calcium-dependent cell-cell adhesion. The transcript is spliced from 15 exons. The record is from RefSeq and is a predicted model, not a curated record. Gene Ontology annotation, molecular function: calcium ion binding; cadherin binding. Gene Ontology annotation, cellular component: plasma membrane; adherens junction; catenin complex.
GGUCGCUGAGGCAGGAACUGUACCAGCCCGGACUCCAGAGAGCUGGACCCUCCCGUCAGAUGACAGCCGCCAAGAUGGGGGCUCAGGCCCUGCGAUGGCCUCCCCUGCUGCUGGUGCUGCUCACAGUGCUGCUUGGCCAUUCCCCGGGAGCCACAGCCCAGACUCAGGUCUGCUCUGUGGACAAGACCUUCCUCCAAGUGCAGGAGAACGCAAAUAUCACGGAAGCCCUGGUGAACAUCUCCGUCCCAGAAGGCCAGCAGGUGACCCUCGGAUCCUCGUCCACCCCGUCCGCAUUUCGGAUCCUAGGAAACCAGCUCUUUCUCAGCGUGAUUCCUGAUUAUGAGGAGAAUACGAUGCUAGAAGCACACCUGGAGUGCAAGAGGGGGGACACCGUGGUGACGCAGCUGAGGGUGUUUGUGGUGGUGCUGGAUGUCAACGACAACGCCCCAGAGUUCCCCUUCACCACCAAGGAGCAGGACGUGCAGGAGGACACCAAAGUGAACUCUACGGUCAUCCCUGAGGCAGAACUACAGGCCACGGACCGUGACAAGGACAGCACCUUGUUCUACACGCUACAGGAAGUGAGCCCGGGCGCUGGCAGCUUCUUCUCCCUUUUGGGGGUGAACCGCCCUGCCCUGAGGCUGGACCGGGCCCUGGACUUCUACAAGUGGCAGAACAUGACCUUCCGGCUGCUGGUGCGGGACACGAGGGAGGAGCACCGGGAGCCCAGCCACACAGCCACGGCCACCCUGGUCCUGAAGGUGCUGCCGGCUGACCUGCGGCCACCCUGGUUCUUGCCCUGCUCCUACUCAGAUGGCGCCGUCUGCAUCCAGGCUCAGUACCAGGGGGCCAUCCCCACAGGACACACACUGCUGUCCCCCCUCAUCCUGCGUCCGGGGCCCAUCUAUGCUGUGGACGGAGAUCGAGGCAUCAACGAGCGGGUCAUCUACAGCAUUAUAGGGGGAAACAAGGACAACACAUUUGCCAUCGACCCAGACUCUGGCAACCUCACCAUGACCAAGAGUGUCCCCAGCCCCACGACAUUCCUGCUACUGGUCAAGGGUGAACAGGCUGAUGGGGCCCGUUACUCGGUGACCCAGGUCACUGUGGAGGCCCGCCAGGCCAACGGGAGCCAGCCCCACUUCUCCCAGAGCCUGUACCGAGGCACCGUGGCCCCUGGCUCUGGGUCUGGUGUGGCUGUCCAGGAUGCCGCCUCCCCCUCUCAGCCUCUGAGGAUCUGGGCUCAGGACCCUGAGUUCCCGGACUUGAACUCGGCCAUUACCUAUCAAAUCACCAACUGCUCCGAGUUCCGGAUGGCUGGAGAGAUGGUGCUGACUGCCACGGCAAUAGAGCAAGCAGGGGUCUUCUACGCAGAGGUGGAGGCCAAGAACACUGUGACUGCGGGUGUAGCCACCACUGUGGUUGAGAUUCGUGUUUCAGAGCCGGAGCCCCCCUCCACAGGCUCCCCAGAGCCCCCCACAUCCCCAGAGACCGGAAGAACAACUGGGCCCUGGAGCAGCACCACUUCGGAAGCCCCCAGGCCCCCUGGGACCUCUCAGGGACCCUCAACAACCAGCUCUGAGGGUGGCAGUGGCCCUCAUCCACCCCUAGGCACAACUCUGAGGCCACCUACCUCACCCACACCCGGGGGACCCCCCAGCCUGGGAGUGGGCACCUCAACCCGACCAGCCACGCCCGGUGGGGGCUCAGCACAGACCCAGAAGCCUGGGACCUCUGGGCCCACGGCUCCGGGUACAGGAGCAGGUACCUCCCCUCAACCAGCCACGCCCGGUGGGGGCUCAGCACAGACCUCAAAACCAACGACCACCCCCGAUGUGGGAGCAGGCCCGACACGACCCGCCACGCCUGGUGGGGGCUCAGCACAGACCCAGAAGCCUGGGACCUCUCGGCCCACGGUCCCUGGGCCCAGCAGGAGCCCCCCACCCUCAGGGAUGCCAGGAAGCAGCACAGGAGGAAGUGUCCCAGUACAGGAUGACCAGCACUUCUCCAUAGUGGACAUGGCAGUGCUGGGAGGGGUGCUGGGUGCACUGCUGUUGCUGGCCCUCCUGGGCCUGGCCAUCCUCAUUCACAAACACUAUGGUCACCAACUGAAUUGCUGCUCUGGCAAAGCUGCGGAGCCCCAGCCCCACGGCUUUGACAAUCAGGCCUUUCUGGGGGACCAGGAGGCCAACUGGGCACCUGCCCCUAGCCCCGGUUCGGGGCCCAAGUCUGUGGAGGUGCCACCGGAGCCGCCCAGCCCCAGGUCCCCUGCCCCUGAGCCUCCCAGCACCGAGUCCCGAGACCCAGGUCCCCUCGCCAGUGCCCCUGAGUCCCCGGUGGCCGCCAGGGCUGUGGACAGCCCCUCAGCAGUGAGAUCCAUCCUGACCAAGGAGCGCCGCCCCGAGGGCGGCUACAAGGCCGUGUGGUUCGGCGAGGACAUUGGGGCUGAGGCCGACGUGGUGGUCCUUAACGCACCCACCGCGGACGCGGACGGCGCGGGCGACUCUGGCAGCGAGGACAGCGGCGAAGAGGACGCUGGCCAGGGCUGGGGUCCCCGCGGCGCGCCCGCGCCCGAAGACGACUCCACCUACAUCUAGCUAGACCUCUCUGCUCGCCCGCAGCGGGCCUGGACCCGGGGUCCACUCGCCGCCCCACUUCUCUCGCAGAAUAAAAUUUCACUUUCGAAUCCCAGAA